Malus domestica (apple) is the source of this 3360-nucleotide messenger RNA. The record is from RefSeq and is a predicted model, not a curated record. NCBI's taxonomy places the organism in Eukaryota, Viridiplantae, Streptophyta, Magnoliopsida, Rosales, Rosaceae.
GGAAUAAUCUGGAUGAUAUUUGCUAUAAAGUCAGGUGGGUUGGGUUGGGGGCUCAUAUCAAAUGUAAUGCUAGCUAGAAGAAAAUGGCAAGAUUUCUCAUCAUGCUCACAUUGAUCUUUUGCUUCUCCUCAUCAUCAACAGUCAAAAUUGAAGCACAGUCUCAAUCUGAUCCUAAAGAAGUGGAAACACUAAAGGAAAUAGCUAAACAAAUUGGGAAAAAAGACUGGAACUUCAGCAUAGACCCAUGCAUCAAUGACACAAAUUGGGCUACCCCAAAAUCUGCUAACUUGCCUCACUACAACAACACUGUCAUCUGCAACUGCUCCACGCCUGAUGGUUUUUGCCAUGUUGUCAGCAUUUUUCUCAUGGGGCAAGAUCUUGCUGGUGUAGUUCCACCAUCAAUUGCAAAGUUACCCUACCUAAAGAAAGUUGAUUUCUCCCAGAACUACCUCAGCGGUACUAUACCGCGUGAAUGGGCUUCUACGAAGUUGGAAGUUCUGUCCAUUAAUGUGAACAACUUAUCGGGACCGAUCCCUGGCUACUUGGGAUACAUUACCAGCCUAAAAUAUAUGAACUUACAGAAUAACAUGUUGUCUGGAACUGUUCCUCAUGAGCUUGGGAAAUUGGUUAACUUGAACAAUCUCAUUCUGAAUGAAAACUAUCUGACGGGAGAGCUGCCUGGGUCUCUUACUAAGCUGACUGAGUUAACAGAACUUAGAAUUAGCAGUAACAGCUUCACUGGAAAAAUACCUGAUUAUUUUCAAAGCUGGAAGCAUCUUCAGAAACUAGAGAUCCAAGCUAGUGGCUUCCAAGGUCCAAUUCCAUCGAGCAUUUCCGUCUUAAGUAAUUUAAAAGAACUAAGGAUCAGUGACAUAAAAAGUGGUGGUUCAAAAUUUCCACCCUUGAGUCGUAUGACAAACAUGCAACGUUUAAUGCUGAGGAGGUGUAACUUAUAUGGACCUAUCCCCGCUUAUAUGGCAGCAUUGACAAACUUGAAAAUAUUAGAUCUCAGUUUCAAUAGAUUGGAAGGAAAUAUUCCUGAUAUGGCAGCUCUGUCAAACUUGCAGUGGAUAUAUCUCACAAGCAACUUGCUCACUGGGUCUAUUCCAGACUGGAUCAAGCUCAAAAAUACUAGAACCCAGAUAGAUCUUUCUUACAAUAAUUUUUCUCAGACCUCCGAGCCAACUACUUGUAGAGAACAGUUGAACUUGUUCAAAAGCUUUUCUGGACGAGACAACUCAUUAUCUGGAGGGUGCCUCGAAACUUUUUCGUGUCCAAAAGAGGAGUACUCAUUACAUAUUAACUGUGGAGGAAGUAAAACCACCAUUGGAGGAAUUAUAUUUGAAGAGGAUCAAGACCUGGGGGGUGAUGCAAAAUUUGUUCCGGUGAUACCUAACUGGGGAAUCAGUUCCACUGGAUUGUUUUGGGAUGUUAACACCACGGCUUAUGACUACAUAGCAAAUAAUAUGUCCAUACUUGAAAUGAACAACUCGGAGUUGUACACGAGCGCACGCCUAUCGCCUCUUUCUCUCACAUAUUAUGCACGCUGCCUGGGAAAUGGAAAUUAUACCGUGAAACUCCAUUUUUCAGAGAUAAUAAUCAGAGGCAAUAAAUCAUUUUACAGUUUUGGAAGACGGAUAUUUGAUGUCUACAUUCAGGAGAAACUAGUGUGGAAGGAUUUUGACAUAGAAAAGGAAGCACAUGGGGUGGACAGGGUAGUCAUUAAGGAACUUAAAGCAGUUCAUGUUAAGGAUAGAACUUUACUGAUCCGGUUUCAUUGGUCAGGGAAAGGGACAACAACCUCCCCAAAGAGAGGAACAUAUGGUCCUCUUAUAUCAGCUAUCUCUGUAGACUCUGACUUCAAGCCUCCUCUCAGCAGUAGCAAAAGCAAGAUGCCUAUUGUGGUUGGAACUGCAGUUGGAGCUUCGGUUGUGUGCCUCAUUUUCUUGACUUUAGGCAUUCUUUGGUGGAGAUGUUGUCCAGAUAGCAUGACAUCAAGGGAAAAAGCUCUAAGAGGGCUGGAUCUGCAAACUGGUUUUUUCACCUUCAGGCAAAUUAAAGCUGCCACUAAUAACUUCGAUCCAAAAAACAAAAUUGGAGAAGGCGGUUUUGGGUCUGUCUACAAGGGUGUAUUGGUGGAUGGUACUAUAAUCGCGGUUAAGCAACUAUCAUCAAAAUCAAAGCAAGGAAACCGGGAGUUUGUGAAUGAAAUAGGCAUGAUAUCCGCCUUGCAUCAUCCAAAUCUUGUUAGAUUGUAUGGAUGUUGUAUUGAAUCAAACCAAUUAUUGUUGGUAUAUGAAUAUAUGGAAAAUAAUAGCCUGGCACAUACUUUGUUCGGCCCAGAGGAAGGUCCUUUAAAGCUGGAUUGGCCUACGAGGGAGAAAAUAUGCAUAGGUAUAGCGAGAGGUCUGGCUUUUUUGCAUGAGGAGUCGGCACUGAAGGUUGUACACCGAGACAUUAAAACUACAAAUAUACUGCUAGACCAAGACCUCAACGCAAAGAUCUCCGACUUCGGUUUGGCCAAACUUGACGAUGAGGAGAACACCCACAUUAGCACCAGAGUUGCUGGAACCAUAGGAUACAUGGCUCCGGAAUAUGCACUAUGGGGUUAUUUGACAUAUAAAGCAGAUGUUUACAGUUUUGGUGUGGUUGCAUUGGAAAUUGUUGCUGGAAAGAACAACAUGAAAUAUCAACCAAAUGAGAACUUCGUAUGCCUUCUGGAUUGGGCUCUUGUAUUACAACAAAAGGGGAACUUAAUAGAGCUAGUGGAUCCAAGGUUGGGGUCCGAUUUCGAUGUGGAAGAGGUGAUUACAAUGGUUAAGGUAGCUCUCUUAUGCAUCAAUCCAGCACCAGCACUCAGGCCUACAAUGUCUGAAGUAGUGAGCAUGCUCGAAGGACGAACCCCUGUUUGUGAAUCGGUCAUGAACCCAAGUAUCUACGGCGAUGAACUGAGGUUAGCAUCCUUGAGAAACCCGUUUGAUCCGAUUGCACAGCAGAGUACAAGUGAAACUCAGAGCCUUGUUGGUUCAUCAGAUGCAACAUUGAUUCAUUCUUCUGCAACUACGUCCUCAGAUCUCUAUAAAAUUGGUCCUAGUAGUAGCACAUUAUCUUAGAAAUGUAAACCUGUUAUGCUCUCAACUAUGCAAAUGCUAUUGUGUAAUAAUAAGUAGUACUAUCACUUUGCAAUAUCAAAGCUUCAGCUACCUCCUAAGGGUUUGAUAUAUUCGCGAAGUAGAAGCUUUAAGUGACAAAGCUGAGCAAGUGGAGAAAAAAAAAAGACCGUAAUUUUUAAGUGAUUCAAAGUCAGUCCUUCAAUCUUUACGUAUAUAAUUGUCAAGAUCAAGCUGUCAAUGUUUCCAC